Messenger RNA from Cydia strobilella, 962 nucleotides. RefSeq lists its product as uncharacterized. NCBI's taxonomy places the organism in Eukaryota, Metazoa, Arthropoda, Insecta, Lepidoptera, Tortricidae. The coding region runs from base 270 to 962 and encodes 230 amino acids. The record is from RefSeq and is a predicted model, not a curated record. The transcript has 2 exons.
UUAAAUCCGUUCAGUCGUUUUUGCGUCAUUGAGUAACAAACUCGAAAAACAUUCAUACUUCUCCAUAAACAAAGUAGAAUUAGGAUGUGGCCUUCUUCAGUGGCUAAGUUAUUAUUGGAAAUGAUAACAAUUUACUUAGAACACCUGUGAAUUGUAUUGUCAAUCAUGUAGGUGAAUUAUAAACAUCCUGCAUUUCUAAUGUUUCGGUUUAGUACAAAGUGAUCAGUCAGUCACAGAGAGGGAAGUAGAGCAAUUGGACAAGGUUGCACAUGCAAUUUGUAAUUGAGGGCGUAGUAAAGAUGGAGACUAUUAAAAUUUUAAUUCUAGCGAUGGCGUCUGUUAUGCAUAUAACACAGAGUAGACCACUUAAUGUUAAACACUCCACGAAAGGAAACUAUCAUUUCAGCAAAGGCAAUCCGUUGGAGUCGAUGAGCGCUUUCUUCUUUAAACUUAUCCCGGAACGCACUACAAGAACUGCUCAAAAGCGGCUAAACGCAUCACUUCCGGCUCACAAGGCCGUAAAAGCCGAUUUCGCAAUCGAAUCGGUCAAACCAAUGUUACACAACAAGGCAGAUUGUAAACACGCCGACUAUUUAACACAAUUUUCGCACUCCAUUAAUGUGCCCGUCAUGCAUCCAUUUGAGAAAUAUAAAAUCAUCGUAGUGACCGCGCCGCCGUACAUCAAGUUAAGUGCGAGGGACACCGACCCACUCGUUAUAUAUAUGAUUUUUAACGACACUACAGACGAUUCCGGGACACCGAGUAUGCCCGAAGUAUAUUUUUUAAACCAGCAAAAUGGACCGGUCGACGAUUCUACGAAAAAGAAGAAUGAUCAGAUUUGGAUAGUAAAUAACAAUCGCACCGUAACAGGAUUGAAGAGUAAAGACAUUACAAAGUUUGUAAGCUUCAGGAAAAAAAGAGGGAAACCACAGGCGUGGCGUCCCAUGGGUCCUUAUCCUUAA